Nycticebus coucang (slow loris) is the source of this 1277-nucleotide messenger RNA. RefSeq names its product sex hormone binding globulin (gene SHBG). The record is from RefSeq and is a predicted model, not a curated record. The transcript has 8 exons. Gene Ontology annotation, molecular function: steroid binding. NCBI's taxonomy places the organism in Eukaryota, Metazoa, Chordata, Mammalia, Primates, Lorisidae. Bases 39 to 1247 code for a protein of 402 amino acids.
AAGAGUUGUCUGAGUCACAGAGUAGACAGCUGCUGAUUAUGGAUAGUGGAGGCCAACUGACCACCUCGUGCCCACUGCUGCUGCUGCUGUUGCUAUUACUGCCUUGCAGCCACCAUGGACAGCCCCUGAGACAUACCCUCCCCACCCAGAGGGCCCAGGACCCUCCUGCUGUGCACCUUGACAAUGGCCUGGGACAAGAGCCUGUCACUGUCAUGACAUUUGACCUCACCAGGAUCACCAAAACCACCUCCUCCUUUGAGUUUCGAACCUGGGAUCCAGAGGGAGUGAUUUUGUAUGGGGAUACCAAUCCUAAGGAUGACUGGUUCAUGCUGGGUCUUCGGGAUGGCAGGCCUGAGAUUCAGCUGCUCAAUCACUGGUCCCAGCUUACAGUGGGUGCUGGACCUCGGCUGGAUGAUGGGAGAUGGCAUCAAGUGGACGUAAAGAUGGAUGGAGACUCAGUGAUGCUGCGGGUGGAUAGGAAGGAGGUACUAUGCCUGAGACAAGUCUCUGGGCCCCUGGCCACUAAAUUCCAGCCCAUCCUGAGGCUUGCACUGGGCGGGCUGCUCUUCCCCACCUCCAACCUUCGCUUGCCGCUGGUCCCUACCCUGGAUGGCUGCCUGCGCCGGGAUACCUGGCUGGACAAACAGGCCCAGACCUCUGCCUCUGCCCCUACUAGCCUCAGAAGCUGUGAUAUAGACUUACAACCUGGGAUAUUCUUCCCUCCAGGAACUCAUGCAGAAUUCAGUCUCCGAGAUAUUCCCCAGCCUCAUGCAGAGCCCUGGGCCUUCUCUCUGGACCUGGGACUCAAGCUAGCGGCAGGCUUAGGUCACCUCCUUGCCCUUGGGACACCAGAGAACACUUCUUGGCUCAGCCUCUACCUUCAAGAUCAAAAGGUGAUGUUGUCUCCUGGAUGGGGGCCAGGGCUGGAUCUGCCCCUUGUCUUGGGACACUCUCUUCAGCUAACACUGAGUGCAUCCAGAGUGGUCUUGAGCCAGGGCCCGAUGACAGAAGUCUUUGCUCUUCCUGCCUUGGACCUUGGCCCCCUCUUCAACCUCUGGGCCCAGCCUCAGGGGCGACUCUUCUUGGGGGCUUUAACAGGAGAGGACUCUUCUGCCUCCUUUUGCUUGAAUGGUCUUUGGGCACAGGGUCAGAGGCUGGACAUGGACCGGGCCCUGAACAGAAGCCAGGACAUCUGGACUCGCAGCUGUCCCCAGAGCCUAGGCAAUGGAACUGACAAUUCCCAUUAAAGCCCUUACCUAAGCACUCUUUUUGAAAGU